AUGGGUUCCACCCCGCGAGCACGACGCCACGCCCUAGACCCCAGCACCUCAUCGUCCGUCAGAGCCUUCCUCGUGCCCCAGUCAGACUCCCGCAUCCCCCACGGCCCAGCCAACCAACCUCCAACCGACAAACUCCUCAAAACCGUCCCUACAUCCCUCCGCAACCGCGCUAAAUCGCUCCAUGAACCGCAUCCCCUCCCCUUCCGCUGGACCCUGCCACCCAACGCGCGCUUCCGCAUCGGCGAUCCGGAAGCCUUCGCUGCUUUGCAAGUCAAGAAUAUAGAAUGGUAUGUAACCACCGGUCUACUAGUUGAAGAUUUCACGGGUCUACGCUGGAACGCAGGGAGCUACACGUAUCUUCUGUAUUGGCAUGUAGAAGGCAUGCCUACGCCCGAUGGUGUUGCGGAUGCAGGUAGGAAGUGGUUGAGUAUCAACCCGGGUUUCAUGCGGGAUUGGCAGAAGGAGAAGUGGGAGAGGGAAUUUGGGGAUGAGGUUCUAGUUGUGGAAGAUGAGCCUGCGACGCCGAUUGUUGAGCGAGAAGAUUCGGGUUUGAUUGAUCAUCCCAUUCCUGUUGUUACGGUGGGUAAUCGGCCGCCUACACCGAGUCGAGAGAGGUGUCUUCUUCCGGGGUCGAAAAGCGCACUGAGGAGUAGCUGUCAGAGUAGGCCGGUGUCCCCUUCGCCAUCCCUGGUCUCUGAUACUGGGUCUGAGUCGCCGAGGAGAGAUAAAAAGGUAAGAUUGCUGAGGGAGAAGCGGAAGAGGAUUGUGAUGUGGGAAGCUGAUGAUGAUGAGGAUGUGCCGGUGGCAGAGGAAGGUAAGUUUGUUGAGACGAUGGUGGAUGAGGUGGACACUCUGAGUGAUAAUGAGGGGAGGACGGCGAGGAAUUGGGGGUGA
Messenger RNA from Alternaria metachromatica, 894 nucleotides. RefSeq lists its product as uncharacterized. The transcript has a single exon. The record is from RefSeq and is a predicted model, not a curated record. Bases 1 to 894 code for a protein of 297 amino acids. NCBI's taxonomy places the organism in Eukaryota, Fungi, Ascomycota, Dothideomycetes, Pleosporales, Pleosporaceae.